UUUCUAUUCGAAUCAUCGAAGCAAAUAAGAAAAAGAAGAAGAAGAAGAAGAAGAAGAAGAAGAAGAAGAAGAAGACCUUUGAACUUGGAUACCAUAAUCAAAUAUAUCAUCAAUACAAAAGAUUACAAAUACAACAUAAACAAAAGCUACACCCUUGCUGCAGCUGCAGGCACCGCUGCAUCUCUUACUUUCUUUUCUUUCUCUAAUCUCUACCAACAAUGGGCAUUAAGGGUUUAACGAAGCUUCUAGCAGACAAUGCACCAAAUGCAAUGAAGGAACAGAAACUCGAGAGCUAUAUCGGUCGCAAGAUUGCCAUCGAUGCCAGCAUGAGUAUUUACCAGUUUCUCAUAGUGGUCGGCCGUAGGGGCACUGAAAUGCUUACUAAUGAGGCUGGCGAAGUUACCAGUCAUCUGCAAGGCAUGUUUACUCGCACAAUUCGACUUCUUGAAGCCGGAAUGGAACCUAUCUACGUUUUUGAUGGACAUCCACCUGAUUUGAAGAAAAAAGUGCUAGUAAAACGUUACUCGAAAAGGGCAAAUGCUACCGAGUAUUUGCAGCAAGCCAUGGAGACUGGCAAUAAGGACGACAUUGAAAAGUUCAGCAAACGGACUGUAAAAGUCACAAAGCAGCACAAUGAAGACUGCAAACGGCUAUUAAGACUUAUGGGGGUGCCUGUGAUUGAGGCUCCUUCAGAAGCAGAGGCCCAAUGUGCUGCACUUUGCAAAUCAGGAAAGGUUUACGCUGUUGCUUCUGAGGAUAUGGACUCUUUAACAUUUGGAGCUCCUAGAUUUCUUCGCCAUUUAAUGGGCCCUGGCUCAAGAAAAGUUCGGGUCUUGGAGUUUGAAGUUGGAAAGGUUUUAGAGGAGCUGAAUCUCACCAUGGAUCAAUUCAUUGACUUGUGCAUCCUUUCUGGAUGUGAUUAUUGUGAGAGCAUUCGUGGUAUUGGGGGACAAACAGCUUUGAAGCUAAUUCGUCAACAAGGGUCUAUAGAGCAUAUACUUCAGAACAUAAACAAAGAGAGGUACCCGAUUCCUGAUGAUUGGCCAUAUGAGGAGGCUCGAUAUCUUUUUAAAGAACCAUUAGUCUGCACCAAUAUUGAGCAAUUUGAGAUGAAGCGGAGUGCUCCAGAUGAUGAAGGGCUGAUUACCUUUCUGGUGACUGAAAAUGGGUUCAAUAGUGACAGAGUGACAAAGGCAAUAGAAAAAAUUAAAGCAGCCAAGAACAAGUCAUCACAGGGCCGGUUAGAGUCAUUUUCUAAGUCAGUUGCUAACACAUCUAUACGAAUUAAAACGAAGGCAACCAAGUCCAUGCUUCAAUUUCCCAAAUCGAUGUUCAACUCUAAGAUAUUCUCUCCACAAGACAGUAUCUGUUCCAGGCCCAAGGGUUUCAGCACCAUGGCACCACUGUGUUUGCAUUUCAAGCACUCCAUGGUAUUUUCUAGAGGUGUCUGCUAUGGCAUAUGAAGCUACAAAUCAUGGUGAACCUAAUAGUAAACCUGUGCUCAUCUCUAUUUGUUGAACAUCCAGGAAAUGCACAUGGUGCCAUUAUUGCGGUUCUUAUCAUCAUUAAUAUGUUAAUAGUGUUAACGAUAGGAAAGUAAGUCUAGCACAAGAAACCUCCUGCCUUGUUCACUUUUAUCUGGUUGUUUACUUUGAUACUUUUGGUGGUAAAUGUCUGAGAACUAUAACUCUUUGUAGGCUUAGAGCUCUAUAUAUUCAGUGAUUGAUAAGUGUAACAAAGCUGAGUUUGGAUCAA
Gossypium raimondii (Peruvian cotton) is the source of this 1755-nucleotide messenger RNA. RefSeq names its product flap endonuclease 1. The coding region runs from base 219 to 1463 and encodes 414 amino acids. NCBI's taxonomy places the organism in Eukaryota, Viridiplantae, Streptophyta, Magnoliopsida, Malvales, Malvaceae. Gene Ontology annotation, molecular function: DNA binding; 5'-flap endonuclease activity; 5'-3' exonuclease activity. The record is from RefSeq and is a predicted model, not a curated record. The transcript is spliced from 17 exons.